Brassica rapa (field mustard) is the source of this 1218-nucleotide messenger RNA. Its product is annotated as auxin-responsive protein IAA12. Lineage: Eukaryota; Viridiplantae; Streptophyta; Magnoliopsida; Brassicales; Brassicaceae. The record is from RefSeq and is a predicted model, not a curated record. Gene Ontology annotation, biological process: regulation of DNA-templated transcription. Gene Ontology annotation, cellular component: nucleus.
ACUUUUCAGAAAUUUUAAAUAUCAAAAAAACAAAAAGAGAAGACUUUGGCAUUGUGGUAUGGCCAUUACAAGACAUAUGGGUCCCAAUUCUCAUCACUCUCUCCUUUACUCUGCUUUCAUCAUCUCUCGUCUCUCUCAAAUACGCUUGAAGAAAGAAACCCUUUCAUCUCUGUGCCUCUUUCUCUUGAACGGUUCAUUGAAAAGACCCUCUCUUUGGAUUAUUAGUCGACAACAUGCGUGGUGGUGGGUCAGAGUUUGAGACGGGGAAGAGUAACCUUCUUCCGGCUGAGAGUGAGCUGGAGCUGGGAUUAGGGCUCAGCAUCGGCGGUGGCGCGUGGAGAGAGCGUGGGAGGAUUCUAACGGCUAAGGACUUUCCUUCUGUUGGGUCUAAACGAGCUGCUGAUCAGUCUUCCUCUCACCAAGGACAAGGAGCUUCUCCUCCUCGCUCAAGCAGUCAGAUAGUGGGAUGGCCACCGAUUGGGUCACACAGGAUGAACAAGGUGAACAACCAAGCUCCUAUGAAGGCGGCCAAAGAAGAAGAAGAAGAAGAAGAGGGGAAGAAGAAGAAUGAUGAGACUAAAGAUGUCUCAGUUCAGGGUUUAGGGUAUGUGAAAGUGAAUAUGGAUGGAGUUGGUAUAGGCAGAAAAGUGGAUAUAAGAGCUCAUUCUUCUUAUGAAAACUUGGCUCAGACGCUGGAGGAGAUGUUCUUCGGAAUGUCAGGUUCUACUACUUCUCGGGAAAAGGUGAAACCUUUGAGGCUUUUAGAUGGUUCAUCAGAGUUUGUACUGACUUAUGAGGAUAAGGAUGGAGAUUGGAUGCUUGUGGGCGAUGUUCCUUGGAGAAUGUUUGUCACUUCGGUGAAAAGGCUUCGGAUCAUGGGAACCUCUGAAGCUAAUGGACUUGCAGCUCCAAGACAUCAAGAACAGAAGGAGAGACAAAGACAAUGAAACUAUCCUGUUUAGCUUCCCUUACAAAUCUGGCAUUGUUAUGUGUUUCUUUUUUGAUUUUGUGGAAAGUAACUCAGAUACUUAUUGAAGAAAGUAUACCGGGUGAAUCCGAUAAAAGCUGGUGGAGCUUAAGAUUUGAUAUUAGUCAUGGUUUUCAUUUUAAGGUAUUUCAAUUAGUAGUUUUCUUGGUCUUUUGUUUAUUUAUUUUUCUUGUAAUGUAAAUAGUUGAAGCCAUUAUCUAAUGUGAUAAAAGAGUUCUGUUUUCUUGUGA